Otolemur garnettii (small-eared galago) is the source of this 2097-nucleotide messenger RNA. It is a transcript of the gene THOC1, whose product is annotated as THO complex 1. The record is from RefSeq and is a predicted model, not a curated record. Gene Ontology annotation, molecular function: protein binding. Gene Ontology annotation, cellular component: THO complex part of transcription export complex. The transcript has 20 exons. Gene Ontology annotation, biological process: signal transduction; regulation of DNA-templated transcription elongation; mRNA export from nucleus. The coding region runs from base 40 to 1983 and encodes 647 amino acids. NCBI's taxonomy places the organism in Eukaryota, Metazoa, Chordata, Mammalia, Primates, Galagidae.
GGCGCCGCUGCUCAGUGACGGGCACGCGCAACCGAGAAGAUGUCUCCGACGCCGCCGCUCUUCAGUUUGCCCGAAGCGCGGACGCGGUUUACGAAGUCUACCAGAGAGGCCUUGAACAACAAAAAUAUCAAGCCAUUACUGAGUACCUUCAGCCAAUUACCUGGCAGUGAAAAUGAAAAAAAAUGUACCCUUGAUCAAGCUUUCAGAGGUGUUCUAGAAGAAGAAAUUAUAAAUCAUUCAUCAUGUGAAAACGUUUUAGCUAUUAUUUCUCUUGCUAUUGGGGGAGUAACUGAAGGUAUUUGUACCGCAUCUACGCCUUUUGUAUUGUUGGGAGAUGUUUUGGAUUGUCUUCCUUUGGAUCAGUGUGAUACAAUAUUCACUUUUGUGGAAAAAAAUGUUGCUACUUGGAAAUCGAAUACAUUCUAUUCUGCUGGGAAAAAUUAUUUACUACGUAUGUGCAAUGAUCUCUUACGAAGAUUAUCUAAAUCCCAGAAUACAGUCUUCUGUGGACGAAUUCAGCUCUUUUUGGCCAGGCUUUUCCCUCUAUCUGAGAAAUCAGGUCUUAACUUGCAGAGUCAGUUUAAUCUGGAAAAUGUCACUGUUUUCAAUACCAAUGAGCAGGAAAGCACACUGGGUCAAAAGCACACUGAGGAUAGAGAAGAAGGAAUGGAUGUAGAAGAAGGGGAAAUGGGAGAUGAUGAAGCUCCAACAACGUGCUCCAUUCCAAUUGAUUACAACCUAUAUCGAAAAUUCUGGUCACUUCAGGAUUACUUUAGGAACCCUGUGCAGUGCUAUGAGAAGAUUUCAUGGAAAACUUUUCUCAAGUAUUCUGAGGAAGUUUUGGCUGUUUUUAAAAGUUAUAAGUUAGACGAUACUCAGGCCUCAAGGAAAAAGAUGGAAGAACUGAAAACAGGAGGAGAGCAUGUAUAUUUUGCAAAAUUUUUAACAAGUGAAAAGUUGAUGGAUUUACAGCUGAGUGACAGUAACUUUCGUCGACACAUCUUGUUGCAGUAUCUUAUUUUAUUCCAAUAUCUCAAGGGGCAAGUCAAAUUCAAAAGUUCAAACUAUGUUUUAACUGACGAACAGUCACUUUGGAUUGAAGAUACUACAAAAUCAGUGUAUCAACUACUAUCUGAAAACCCCCCUGAUGGAGAAAGAUUUUCAAAGAUGGUAGAGCAUAUAUUAAACACUGAAGAAAACUGGAACUCAUGGAAAAAUGAAGGCUGCCCAAGUUUUGUGAAAGAAAGAACAUCAGAUACCAAGCCUACAAGAGUAGUGCGGAAGAGAACAGCCCCGGAGGACUUCCUAGGGAAAGGACCCAGCAAAAAACUUCUGAUGGGAAAUGAGGAGUUAACAAGGCUUUGGAAUCUCUGUCCUGACAAUAUGGAAGCCUGUAAAUCAGAGACAAGGCAAGUUGAAAAAUUUUCACAUGAAUUCUGUAAGACUGCCAUCUCUCUUUAUAGGGCUGUGAACAAUUCAAAUUAUGGUUGGAGAGCCCUGAGGCUUUUAGCACGGAGAAGCCCUCACUUCUUCCAGCCAACUAAUCAGCAGUUUAAAAGUUUGCCAGAGUAUCUUGAAAACAUGGUGAUAAAGCUAGCCAAGGAAUUACCACCUCCUUCUGAAGAAAUAAAAACAGGUGAGGAUGAAGAUGAGGAAGAUAAUGAUGCUUUACUGAAAGAACAUGAAAGUCCUGAUGUUCGGCGAGACAAACCUGUAACAGGGGAACAGAUAGAAGUAUUUGCCACCAAGCUGGGUGAACAAUGGAAGAUUCUGGCUCCCUAUUUGGAAAUGAAAGACUCAGAAAUUAGGCAGAUUGAGUGUGAUAGUGAAGACAUGAAGAUGAGAGCUAAGCAGCUCCUAGUUGCCUGGCAAGAUCAAGAAGGAGUACAUGCAACACCCGAGAAUCUGAUCAGCGCACUGAAUAAGUCUGGAUUAAAUGACCUCGCAGAAAGUCUAACUAAUGACAAUGAGACAAAUAGUUAGCUUCUUUCUUUUUUUUUUUUUUUUUAUUAAAACUGUGAUAAGAUUUUGUUACCAAGCAGCAUUUGAUAAGAGGUCCACUGGUUUUGGUAAACAAUAAACAUUUUUAUAACAGUU